AUGCAGGUCUCAACGGCAGAUAGUCUGACAAAUGCCGAUCUCGCGGGAUGCAACUUUUCAUUCAAAGUCUCCUCCAAAUUCUCCCGACCGUACGCUCACUUGGCAUCCAUCUCAAGCCCUUCAGACAUUCAACUAAAUCCAACGCGCGAGUACACUAAAUCCUACGGUGGAGUAGACGAUGACUUCGAGGUCGCUCAACAGGCUACGCACAAGGUUAUUUUUGCGCUUCGUGACGACUCUGGGUCAGUGCAUGGCUACGCCAUGGCAUUCAAAGACUGGAAUAACAUGGUCACUCUGCAUGACUUUGCCGUUUCCAGCGAGCUGAGAGGCCAAGGGUACGGGAAGAAACUGUUUAACAGAGUGGUCGAAUGGGCGAGAGGUCUGGACGUAGCCGGAAUUAAAAUUGAAACGCAGGAUAGUAACGUGGCCGCCUGUCGGUUUUAUGCGGGCUGUGGCGCUGUCUUUGGGGGCUACGACGAGUUUUUGUACAGAGGGACGGAGAAUUCGGGAGAGACGGCGCUGUAUUGGUACUAUUUGUUCAAUUAA
Molecule: messenger RNA, 546 nt
Organism: Metarhizium acridum CQMa 102
Lineage: Eukaryota; Fungi; Ascomycota; Sordariomycetes; Hypocreales; Clavicipitaceae
Molecular function (GO): protein-N-terminal-alanine acetyltransferase activity
Source: RefSeq, a predicted model, not a curated record